ACAAGUUUAAUUAGCAGGACACCCUUCCUGUACAGUAUGACAUCUGAAGAAAGGAUUCUCUUGAAAUUCAGCCUCUUAUGUGCAUGUUUCAAUGUGUUUUUACCUUUUAGUUUCUCACUGUUUUGAUGAGUCAGGAUGACAUCAUUUCUCCUCUUACUAACAACUCUUACUAUAUCUCAAUCUUUUCUUUUCUAGCACCCAUCAUGGGUCAGAUACCUGUCCCUCUCAGUGCCACUGUUGGAGGGUCCGUCCUGAUUCCCUGUUCACUACCAGUGAAUUCAACAAGCAUCAAAUGGUUUUACUGGCAGGAGGAUGGGUCUGACAAACUUUUGUUCCACUGGCAUAUCAGUGAGAAAACACAACCAGUAGCUGAUGAAUACAGGAACAGGUGUCAAGUCUUCAAUACUGAGUUUAGUUCUGGAAAUAUUUCUAUUAGACUAAACAAUGUUAGUGUUGGAGAUGACCAGAAAACAUUCUCGGCCAGUGUUCGUUUUGAUUCUACUAAACGGCUUAACCUUCAGUGCAUGUCCUCUUUGCAGGUCUCAGCUGCCUACCAAGAUCUUAACCUGACCAUUAACAACACAUUAAACAGUGCAACCUGUACGGCACAUGGAGGAUACCCUGAACCUGAAGUGAAAUGGACUGGUCAAAACAAAUUCAGCAGUGAACAACUGAAACUGAAGGAUGCUCAGACGUCCCAUCAGCAGCAUCCAACCAAGAAAACUUUCUCUGUCACAAGCACUGUCAGUGUCAAAGAGCUGCAGUCUGUAACCUGCCUCGUGUGUAACCCUCACUCCAAACAGCAGAUUAAGAACACCGCAGUGAUUGAUGCUCCUGGUGAGUGAUACAGAUACAGAUAAAUAAAGAUAAUAAGAUGCUUCCCUGAUGGUAUUGCAUUAUGGAUAAGAAUCUAAACAUC
Messenger RNA from Thunnus maccoyii (southern bluefin tuna), 919 nucleotides. RefSeq names its product ICOS ligand-like. The transcript has 2 exons. The record is from RefSeq and is a predicted model, not a curated record. NCBI's taxonomy places the organism in Eukaryota, Metazoa, Chordata, Actinopteri, Scombriformes, Scombridae. Bases 126 to 845 code for a protein of 239 amino acids.